GAAGAUGUCUCAAUUAUUCCCAUAGUCGGUAUGGGGGGUGUUGGGAAGACCACACUUGUUCAAUUCGCUUACAAUGACGAGAAGGUAGUGAAGCAUUUUGAACUAAGAAUGUGGGUUUGUGUGUCGGAUGAAUUCGAUGUGAGAAGGGUAACAAAAGCAAUCAUAGAGUCAGCAACAGAUAGCAAAUGUGAUCUCCUAGACAUGGAUUUACUGCAAUGUCGCCUUCAAGAAAAGCUGAGUGGGAAGAAAUUUUUACUUGUGUUGGAUGAUGUGUGGGAUGAAAAUCCUGAGAACCGGGAUCAAUUGAAACGAUUUCUCACAGGGGGUGCGAGGGGUAGUAAAAUCAUAGUCACCACCCGUAUUGAAGAAGUUGCUUCAAUCAUGGGCACUCUCCCUUCACACCAUUUGCCAAGAUUAUCAGAGGAUGAUUGUUGGUCUUUGUUCAAGCAAUGAGCAUUUGGGCAAGGACGACAAGAACAUCCAAACUUGGUAAUGGUUGGAAAGGAAAUUGUGAAGAAGUGUGGGGGCAUCUGCGAAGGCGCUUGGAAGCUUGAUGCGCUUUAAAACAGAGGAAAGAGAAUGGUUGUUUGUCAAAGAAAGUGAAAUUUGGAACCUACCGGAAGAAGCGAAUCACAUUUUACCUGCUCUAAGGUUGAGUUAUUAUCAUCUGCCAUCACAUUUGAAGCAAUGCUUUGCAUAUUGCUCCAUAUUUCCAAAAGAUUAUGAAAUUGAG
This is a messenger RNA of Magnolia sinica, 733 nucleotides long. RefSeq names its product putative disease resistance protein RGA3. Gene Ontology annotation, biological process: defense response to other organism. Bases 31 to 453 code for a protein of 140 amino acids. The record is from RefSeq and is a predicted model, not a curated record. Gene Ontology annotation, molecular function: ADP binding. The transcript has a single exon. Lineage: Eukaryota; Viridiplantae; Streptophyta; Magnoliopsida; Magnoliales; Magnoliaceae.